Mollisia scopiformis is the source of this 1358-nucleotide messenger RNA. RefSeq lists its product as uncharacterized. NCBI's taxonomy places the organism in Eukaryota, Fungi, Ascomycota, Leotiomycetes, Helotiales, Mollisiaceae. The coding region runs from base 135 to 1139 and encodes 334 amino acids. The transcript is spliced from 2 exons. The record is from RefSeq and is a predicted model, not a curated record.
UCCUUUAAAAAUUUGAGGAAUGAUCUGGUAGAACUAGUGGCACGAACCAGCUUGAUCGGAAACUCUAGGGGCUCAACACUUCUCAUCGUCAAAUCUUCCGAAUUACUUCUUCAUUCAUCUCAGCUACCUUCAACAUGUCGGCUUUACCUCACACUCCGCUCUCAAUAGAACCAGAAUUCCUUGCGAUACCAAGCAAACCCCAGUCACCAAUCUGUUUCACAUUCUUCCCCGCCAUCAACUCGCAAACAUCCACUUCCUCGGUACAGCAUCUCAUCGUCUUCAUUAACGGUCUCGGUCUCCCAGCCGCCUCAUGGCUACCAUCAAUCUCUCUCCUCCGCUCUCAACCCUCCUGUCCCACAAUCAUAACUUACGACCGCUUCGGCCAAGGCCUCACCACAUCCCGUGACCCUCUCGACGGAACAUCAGGCAAAGAACUCGGCCACGACUUCCUCGACGUAGCGACCGACCUCCACGAAAUAAUUCUCACCAUCUCAACUAAGAAACUCGGACUCAACGCCUCAGAUGUCGCCCAUGGAGGAAAGCUCCAUCUCCUGCUAGUGGGAGCUUCGAUCGGAGCUCCUAUCGCGAGACUUUACGUACAGCAUCACCCUGGAACCGUGGCUGGUAUGAUAUUACUAGACUCCAACAUAGCGAAUGUAAAUUAUUCCGACUUCCUUCCAGAUCCCAGCUCUCCGGAUUUCGAUCCAAAGAAGAUGCUAGGCGAGGAUUGUACUUUGGAGCAGUACAGGGAAGCGAGAGCGAAGCUAGUUGCGAUGUUUGAUCUCAAUGUCAAGAAUCCGGAGAUGUUGGAUCGGACGACUUCUCCAAAGUUGUUGCCGCACGCCGAUAAGCCGGCGUUGAAGGGUGUGGGGGGUGUUGGGCUGAGAUUGAUGAUUGUUGGUCAUGAUCCGGAGACGUUUGCGGAGAUGAGUUUCCAGAUGAUGGGGACGCCGAGGACGUUGAGUAGGAUUACGAAUGCAUAUUGGGCAGAGUACAAUCAAGGUCUGACGAAGAUCACUGAUGAGAAGUUGUCUGGGCCAGUCAUUAUUGCGAACGGUUGUGGACAUUUUAUUCAGAAAGAUGAUCCCAUCUUCGUCGCAGAUACUAUUAUGAAUAUGAUAAAGGCACUCGAAUGGUAGUUGUGGGAGGUUUUCACUUUGAAAUUCGCAAAGCGCUGUAUAAGCUUCACCAUACAGUUUCCAACAGCUGAGGGACGAAUACUGAAGUCCAUACAUUUCUAUGCUAAUCUUAAAGGAGAGUGGCGAUAGUAGAGCAAGUUCUUGGUAUACAAUACUUCCCAGGCGGUCUUCACAAACAAACCUCGUCGUUCCUAAGUGAUACUCGAGUGGGGUAGUUUC